This is a messenger RNA of Suillus fuscotomentosus, 1752 nucleotides long. Its product is annotated as carbohydrate esterase family 4 protein. Gene Ontology annotation, biological process: carbohydrate metabolic process. Gene Ontology annotation, molecular function: chitin deacetylase activity. Bases 54 to 1508 code for a protein of 484 amino acids. NCBI's taxonomy places the organism in Eukaryota, Fungi, Basidiomycota, Agaricomycetes, Boletales, Suillaceae. The transcript is spliced from 7 exons. The record is from RefSeq and is a predicted model, not a curated record. Gene Ontology annotation, cellular component: membrane.
CUUUGUUCCUCCCGUCACUCUUUUGACUUUGUCUUGGCCAGGCCCAUUCCGUCAUGCAGCUGCAAGCUUUUGUCGCUCUUUUAUCACUUCUUGGGGCCGCUAAUGCCAAUCCCGAACGUCAUGCUCGUCUCGCGAAGAGACAGAAUGCUGGGGCCGUCGUCACGGUUGGUUCGAGCUCUGCUAGUUCGACUUCCUUAUCAUCCGGCACCCCAACAACGAGCUUUACUUCAUCGACUGCAACGGCCUUGGGUUCACCCGUGCCAACCACACCCGUUGGCACCACUAUCCCUCCGCUUGUUAAUAUCACUUCCGGCAUGGCGACCCCUUCAACAGUCCCUCUCUCUGCUACUUAUUCCGCAGGCGCUACACCUUUAAUUUCCGGUGCUCCAGUUUUGCCUACUCCAUUCGUAUUUCAAGCCGCAGACUGGCCUACUCAAGAUCAGAUUGCACCUACUGAUUCCGACGAGGUUUCCGAAUGGAUGGAAGAACUCAAUGGUUUCAAUAUACCCGAUAUCACUCCUACCGUAGAUGGCACUUGCGUAAACGACCCAGCUGCUGCCGCGGAAGCUGCUAGUCGUGGUUGGUGGACUUGCGGUGGUUAUACCCGUGUUACUGAUAUCACCGCUUGUCCGAAUAAGUUGACAUGGGGCGUCAGCUUUGAUGAUGGCCCAGGUUUCUACAGUAUGGAGCUUCUUGACUACCUGGCUUCCAAGAACAUGACCUCGACCUUCUUCGUUAUUGGUUCUCGUAUCGUCGAGCGUCCUCAGGUUCUUGUGGAGGAGUAUAUGUCUGGGCACGAAAUCGCUGUGCACACCUGGUCGCAUCGCCCUCUUACCAUGCUUACUACUGCACAAGUCGUAGCUGAGCUGGGUUGGGCACGUAAAGCUAUCAAGGAUGUCAUUGGUGUUACUCCCACAUUGAUGCGUCCCCCUUACGGAGACAUCGACGAUCGUGUUCGUGCCAUUUCCCUGGCAAUGGGUAUGGUCCCCGUCAUCUGGACUAGCACUGGUACUGGCGCAACGUUUGAUACUAAUGACUGGAAGGUUCCUGGCGGUGUCGUCACAGGUCCUCAGUCCUUUGCCACUUUUGAGGCUAUUCUAACCAACGCAACCUACGCUGAACACUGGGUAGGUGCAGUUCGGGUCACCCUCGUUCGACUUCACUCAUUUUCACCUAGAUUUGUUGUUCUGGAGCACGACUUAUACGCGCAAACUGUCGAUCUUGCUAUUGGCUACACGUUGCCUGCUGCUAUGAAUUUUACCCCUACGCUUACUCUCGACUCCAUUGGUCACUGCAACGGCAUCCCAAGUACGAACCUGUAUCGUGAGAGCAACCAAAACGCGAGCUUCCCCUACCCGAACAGCACUAGUGGUGACACGUCCGUCCCUAGUGGCUCAGGCGGGAAGGGUAGCACCAGCGCGACUUCUGGUACUUUAUCGAAUGCCAUAAUGCCUAUAUCUAUGGUCGUUGCUUCAUUGUUGGCUGCUGGCGGCUCCCUCCUCAUGUGACCUGACGGAUAUACCAUUUACGCAAACUUUAUUAAUCUAGACAAUGAUGGACGUACGGCAGCUGUAUAUAUAUUUCGCCCCCUUUGUGGACAAGUAUGUUUUUGUGGAUGCUGCUCUAUCUACUCUGAUUCUAAGUACCCCGUUUUCUCUGUUCAAUAUGUUGUAUUUUGUGUGAAAUUUGGGACAGGUUUUUGCAGAGAGCAAUAAAUCUCUGACAUGAACUGCUGGCAGAUAAACAUAGUAC